AUGAUCCACGAGGCAAGCUUCAGGCAUCGCCUUCAGAUUGGUAGGGCAUCCAUGCUGCAGGUCCAUGCGAUGUGUGCUCUUGCCGCCAGAUUUUCCGAUAGUUAUCAUCUCCAGAAAUUUGCCCGUGGACAGCGGGGGAGGUUCUACAUCUCCGAAGCCGAGCACCUCGCCCAGCAAUCUCUUAUCGCUCCAAGCCUGGAAUCAGUCCAAGGCCUGAUCUUAAUUGGCUACUUCUAUGGAGGGGAGGGCGACACGAAAGCAAAGCACAUCUAUAGCGGACUUGCCCGAUUACACGCAGAAGCGUUAUCCUUUCCGGAUAUCCCCAAAGAUGCCAGUCCCAUGCGACAAGAGGAGUACCGUCGAACAUGGCUGUCUGUCUUUAUAGCCAGCCAUUGGACUACAACUGAUAUGUCCAUUGAACCCGUGUCAUUCACACAUACUCCCGACGUCGUUCUACCGGAGGUAGAUGAUGUAACUUUUCACUGCCUCAACGCGGAGAAUAUACAAGAAAAUACCUCACCACCAUGCAAUAUGUGGGCUCACAUGGCAAAGACACUUGAUAUAUUCAACAAGACCAGUGUCUUGCUCCGGCGGUUGAGCCAAUGUCUGAUCGACUUCAGCGAUUACUGCUUACAGGCGUCCAAGCUGCAGGCUUCCCUCGAUCAAUGGGAGCAGGACCUACCACCGGGUCUUGCUUACAACGAAGAAAACAUCAAGUCCCUAGUGAAACAAGGACUAGGUCGAACAUUCCUCGCGAUGCACAUUGGACCACAUCAUUUCCGUCAAAUGCUAUUUUUUCCUUUCCUCGACGACCGCGAGAAUGACGGCACUCCCCAACUAGCACGAAGAACCGCCCAGUGCAAAGAAAGUGCUAACAGAGUGUCCGAUAUCAUCAAAGACAGCACACACAUCGAAGGAUGUGACUUGAAUUACUUCAUCUACGGGCAUAUUGCCGUGAUAAGCUCAUGUGUUCACCUCCAUGCUCUACUCUUCAGCGGUGAUUAUGAUGAACUUUAUAUGGCGCGGAAACGAUUGGUCUCGAAUUUUGAAUACUUGAUGGACAUCAAGUCUUAUUGGCCCGUAGUUGAAUAUUCAGUUUCACGACUUCGAAAUUUCCAAAAGUCUUGCCAAGAUUCCAUGGCGGAGUCUUUCGUGUUGGACAACUGGAUGGUGCGAUUCUUGACGGAGCAUUCCUCCAAUCUCUCUGAGCGCCAGAUGCCCAAGUUGCAGCUAUCUGGAAGUUCAAAGAUUGGUCUCACUGAGUUAUCCGGACCCGAAGCAAGUGAUACUCAGACAGGCACUGGAAUUCAUGGCCUGUCAGAUCUGCUGCAGGAUCAGCAAGUGACCAGCACAGCUCUGGUGAACCAUGCUAUUGACUGGCUGCUUGAAUAA
This is a messenger RNA of Penicillium brevicompactum, 1392 nucleotides long. Its product is annotated as putative C6 transcription factor. The transcript has 2 exons. The record is from RefSeq and is a predicted model, not a curated record. Gene Ontology annotation, molecular function: zinc ion binding; DNA binding. Gene Ontology annotation, cellular component: nucleus. Lineage: Eukaryota; Fungi; Ascomycota; Eurotiomycetes; Eurotiales; Aspergillaceae. Bases 1 to 1392 code for a protein of 463 amino acids. Gene Ontology annotation, biological process: DNA-templated transcription.